Molecule: messenger RNA, 3099 nt
Organism: Saccharomyces kudriavzevii IFO 1802
Lineage: Eukaryota; Fungi; Ascomycota; Saccharomycetes; Saccharomycetales; Saccharomycetaceae
Gene: HAL9
Product: Hal9p
Exons: 1
Coding region: 1-3099 (1032 amino acids)
Biological process (GO): regulation of DNA-templated transcription; DNA-templated transcription
Molecular function (GO): zinc ion binding; DNA binding; DNA-binding transcription factor activity, RNA polymerase II-specific
Source: RefSeq, a predicted model, not a curated record
AUGGAGAGUCAUGGUGGAGAUUACGGUCCGAGUGGAUUUUCAAACUCGCCAAAUAACGUGAAUGCAGUGUUUAAUAAUGAAAAUGUAGGUAGAAGUGAUAUUUCAAACCUAAAUCAUCAACAGAACAAUAUACGUCUUGUUCCUGAAGCUCAAAUGUGGUCGAUACCAGUACCGGAUCAGCUGGUGACAAUAUCUAACAGAGAUAAUCCAAUUGCGUCGAACAAUGCGGCAGGUUCGAAUACUUUAAUGAACGUGGCCUAUCCCAACACUAUGUACCCAUCAAUGGAGCAACAGUCCCAAAUCCAGACACAACAACAACGAGGCGUCAGCACAAUGGUGGAAAGUACUAAUAGUAAUGAUCUAGGUGCUUCUGGCAAAAAUUCAAAAAAACGCGUAUCAAAGGCCUGUGAUCAUUGUCGAAAAAGGAAAAUUAGAUGUGAUGAAGUAGAUCCACAAACAGAUAAGUGCUCAAACUGUGUUAAGUUUCAGUCGGUUUGCACUUUCAAACACCGUGAUGAAAUUCUUCAGAAAAAAAGAAAACUAGAGAUCAAACAGCAUUUAGCAUCGGAGAAGUCACCUCAAUCUCAAAACAAUGUUUCCAGUUACGCAAGUUCUUCUCUUCCAGGCAACAAUGAUAAUGGGAGGUUUGAGUCUUUCAAUAGCGGUGCGUCCCUGGAAAGUAAUAUUAUCAAUAAAAUUUCUGGUGUCCAAAACAACCUUAACCGAAAAAUGAACUCAAAAAUAGAAAAGUUAGACAGGAAAAUGUCUUAUAUCAUCGAUAGCGUGGCUAGAUUUGAGUGGUUGUUGGAUAAGGUGGUCAGGAAGCAAGAGGACAAACAUAAAGAAAAGAGUAGUUUGCCCAAACCAAAAAGAAAGAUCUACUCUACGGCUUUGUUAACCGCCCAGAAACUUUAUUGGUUCAAGCACACUUUAGGAGCAAAAGUUUCCAAUGAAGAAUUUCUUUCCCCAAUUAGUGAAAUAUUAAGCAUAUCUUUGAAAUGGUACGCCACUCAGAUGAAAAAAUUCAUGGAUUUAUCAUCUCCAGCUUUCUUCUCAAGUGAAAUAAUAUUAUACUCAUUACCUCCGAAACAACAAGCGAAGAGGCUUCUGGAAAAUUUUCACGCAACUUUAUUGUCUUCUGUAACUGGUAUAAUAUCCUUAAAGGAAUGCUUAGAUUUAGCGGAGAAAUACUAUAGCGAAAGUGCCGAAAGACUCACAUAUCCUGAACACUUAUUGUUAAAUGUAUGUCUGUGUUCUGGGGCAUCAGCAACUCAAUCGAUUACACGAGGUGAUUCGAAAUAUCUACGAAAAGACAGAUACGACCCAACCUCUCGGGAGUUAAAAAUGAUCGAGAAUGUUGCUUUGUUAAAUGCAAUGUAUUAUUAUCACAAGUUGUCUACAAUAUGUUCAGGUACAAGAACACUACAAGCUUUACUACUACUGAAUAGGUAUUUUCAGGUCACUUACGACACCGAGCUGGCAAAUUGUAUUUUGGGAACUGCUAUUAGAUUGGCGGUUGACAUGGAGUUAAAUAGGAAGUCCUCUUACAAGUCCUUAGACUUUGAAGAAGCCAUAAGGAGAAGGAGUAUGUGGUGGCAUUGCUUUUGCACAGAUAAACUGUAUUCAUUAAUGCUAUCCAGACCCCCCAUCGUAGGAGAACAAGAUAUGGAUAUGCUUACAGAUCAGAAUUAUUAUGAGGUGAUAAAAUAUGACAUUUUACCCGAUCUUAUUGAUAAGAAGGAAGACCUUAGUAAAAUCACUGAUGUUAACUCUGCAUUGAAUGUAGUUGCGAAUUUUUGCCAGCAUAUAUCCCUUUUCAUAUCCUAUUAUGUUUCAAAGUUAGUCAACAUCGAGAGUAAAAUAUAUUCUACUUGUUUCGCUGUUAGAAGUACUUUAGAUCUCUCAUUCGAUGCAAUGCUCGAUAAAAUUGUUGAUCUCAACGAUUCUUUGAACAGUUGGAGAGACAAUUUACACGUCAGUAUGAAACUCAAAAGCUAUAAACAGUACUUCUCAGUGCUAUACGCUCAAAAAUCUCAGGAAAAUCCCGCUUUAAGUUUUGAAAUUGCCUGCUGUCGUGUUCUGCAUUGCCAUUUUAGGGCACUCUAUUCCAUAGUGAUUUUAAGUAUGCUGACAACAUCCCUGAUCAUUGAUAACAAACGAUUAUAUAAAGGCUCCCGCCAUGAUAUCCCACAGAUAUUCAAGCUGUUUUCGAGUCAAUACUUGAAAGCUACUAAAGAGAUGUUACAACUUUUCCAAGGCAUUGAUUACCAAGCACAUAUGUAUAACGAGAUUAUGUAUCAAUUCUCUACCGCUGUGUUUGUCCUCUUUUUUUUCGUUGUGGAUAAUAUUAACAAUCCAAAAAAAAGAUGUGAAGUGAAAGAAAUUAUCGUACUGCUAGAAAAAUCAUAUGAUCAUCUAUUGGGUGAAAAUGAGGAGCAGUUGAUGUUUGAUAAUGUUAAAUGGAAUACUUUAAUAGUGUUUUACAGCCAUUUUUUGAAAUAUGUUUUGCAACGUUAUCAUGAGGUCAACGAUUCCAUGUCCGAAUUUAAUCCUAAACCUUACGAAGAAAUAAUUGCGAAAAUUAUUACGCAUUCGAGGAAAAUUAAGGAUGAGACCGUUGAUCAAUUAAUUAUGAGUUUGAAAUCAUACGGCUCUUUCCAUACUUUACAGAAAGACAACGAAGCUGGACUUGCUGAUGAUGAACUCAAUACGAACGAUAUUAGUGCAGAAGAUUUUGUAGAAGAGGCCCCAAUAAAUUUAUUUGGUGAAUUGUCUGUUGACAUUUUGAAAAUGUUAAAAUCUCACUCUCCAAUCUCUAAUAUUGGAGAUCUAUCUCCCCUUUCAAGAAAGAAAGGAAUAGCAGAUGACUCAUCCCUGUAUCCAAUUCGAUCCGACUCAACUAGUCUAGUUUACCCCAUCCAUAGUUCUGAUACCGCAGAUGCUCUUUCUGCUGAUCUAGACACUGCGGAGAAAACUGAUUCGAAUGAGAAUAUUGAAAUAAGGAAGGAUUUCGAAGCCUUUAGCACGCUGUUGCCGUUAGGAAAAUUGAUCUACGACAGAGAUUAUUCCUUCGUAAACACCUUCAGGGAUUAUGAAUAG